AUGGGCAGCGAUUCAUCAAUCGACACGAGCAUGGUCAGCGAGGCAGCAUUUAUCGACACGAGCAGCAACGAACCAAACCCGGGCAUCAAUGUCCUGCUUGACAGCAACAAGCAGGCAGCAGACGCGGCCAGCAAUGUCCUGCCUGACAGCAACAAGCAGGCAGCAGACGCGGCCAGCAAUGUCCUGCCUGACAGCAACAAGCAGGCAGCAGACGCGGCCAGCAAUGUCCUGCCUGACAGCAACAAGCAGGCAGCAGACGCGGCCAGCAAUGUCCUGCCUGACAGCAACAAGCAGGCAGCAGACGCGGCCAGCAAUGUCCUGCCUGACAGCAACAAGCAGGCAGCAGACGCGGCCAGCAAUGUCCUGCCUGACAGCAACAAGCAGGCAGCAGACGCGGCCAGCAAUGUCCUGCCUGACAGCAACAAGCAGGCAGCAGACGCGGCCAGCAAUGUCCUGCCUGACAGCUACAAGCAGGCAGCAGACGCGGCCAGCAAUGUCCUGCCUGACAGCAACAAGCAGGCAGCAGACGCGGCCAGCAAUGUCCUCCGUGACAGCAACAAGCAGGCAGCAGACGCGGCUAGCAAUGUCCUGCCUGACAGCAACAAGCAGGCAGCAGACGCGGCCAGCAAUGUCCUGCCUGUCAGCAACAAGCAGGCAGCAGACGCGGCCAGCAAUGUCCUGCCUGACAGCAACAAGCAGGCAGCAGACGCGGCCAGCAAUGUCCUGACUGACAGCAACAAGCAGGCAGCAGACGCGGCCAGCAAUGUCCUGCCUGACAGCAACAACCAGGCAGCCGACGCGGCCAGCAAUGUCCUGACCGACGCGGACAGCGAGACAGUGAAGGGAGCAGGCGGCGACGCAGUGAAAGAGGUGGGCGGCGACGCAGUGAAGGAGGCGGGCGGCGACGCAGUGAAGGAGGCGGGCGGGGAGGCAGUGAAGGAGGCGGGCGGCGAGGCAGUGAAGGAGGCGAGCGGCGAGGCAGCGAAGGAGGCGGGCGGCGAGGCAGUGAAGGAGGCGGGCGGCGAGGCAGUGAAGGAGGCGGGCGGCGAGGCAGUGAAGGAGGCGGGCGGCGAGGCAGUGAAGGAGGCGGGCGGCGAGGCAGUGAAGGAGGCGGGCGGCGAGGCAGUGAAGGAGACGGGCGGCGAGGCAGUGAAGGAGGCGAGCGGCGAGGCAGUGAAGGAGGCGGGCGGGGAGGCAGUGAAGGAGACGGGCGGCGAGGCAGUGAAGGAGGCGGGCGGCGAGGCAGUGAAGGAGACUGGCGGCGAGGCAGUGAAGGAGGCGGGCGGCGAGGCAGUGAAGGAGACGGGCGGCGAGGCAGUGAAGGAGGCGGGCGGCGAGGCAGUGAAGGAGGCGGGCGGCGAGGCAGUGAAGGAGGCGGGCGGGGAGGCAGUGAAGGAUGCGGGCGGCGAGGCAGUGAAGGAGGCGGGCGGCGAGGCAGUGAAGGAGGCGGGCGGCGAGGCAGUGAAGGAGGCGGGCGGCGAGGCAGUGAAGGAGGCGGGCGGCGAGGCAGUGAAGGAGGCGGGCGGCGAGGCAGUGAAGGAGGCGGGCAGCGAGGCAGUGAAGGAGGCGGGCGGCGAGGCAGUGAAGGAGGCGGGCGGCGAGGCAGUGAAGGAGGCGGGCGGCGAGGCGGUGAAGGAGGCGGGCGGCGAGGCGGUGAAGGAGGAGGGCGGCGAGGCGGUGAAGGAGGCGGGCGGCGAGGCAGUGAAGGAGACGGGCGGCGAGGCAGUGAAGGAGGCGAGCGGCGAGGCAGUGAAGGAGGCGGGCGGGGAGGCAGUGAAGGAGACGGGCGGCGAGGCAGUGAAGGAGGCGGGCGGCGAGGCAGUGAAGGAGACGGGCGGCGAGGCAGUGAAGGAGGCGGGCGGCGAGGCAGUGAAGGAGACGGGCGGCGAGGCAGUGAAGGAGGCGGGCGGCGAGGCAGUGAAGGAGGCGGGCGGCGAGGCAGUGAAGGAGGCGGGCGGGGAGGCAGUGAAGGAUGCGGGCGGCGAGGCAGUGAAGGAUGCGGGCGGCGAGGCAGUGAAGGAGGCGGGCGGCGAGGCAGUGAAGGAGGCGGGCGGCGAGGCAGUGAAGGAGGCGGGCGGCGAGGCAGUGAAGGAGGCGGGCGGCGAGGCAGUGAAGGAGGCGGGCAGCGAGGCAGUGAAGGAGGCGGGCGGCGAGGCAGUGAAGGAGGCGGGCGGCGAGGCAGUGAAGGAGGCGGGCGGCGAGGCAGUGAAGGAGGCGGGCGGCGAGGCGGUGAAGGAGGCGGGCGGCGAGGCGGUGAAGGAGGCGGGCGGCGAGGCGGUGAAGGAGGCGGGCGGCGAGGCAGUGAAGGAGGCGGGCGGCGAGGCAGUGAAGGAGGCGGGCGGCGAGGCAGUGAAGGAGGCGGGCGGCGAGGCAGUGAAGGAGGCGGGCGGCGAGGCAGUGAAGGAGGCGGGCGGCGAGGCAGUGAAGGUCACGGGCAGCUACCCUGAAAAAGUCAGCUACCCUGAAAAAGUCAGCUACCCUGAAAAAGUCAGCUACCCUGAAAAUGUCAGCAACCCUGGCAACGACAGCAACCCUGGCAAAGGCAACACCCGCGGCAAAGGCAACACCGGCGGCAAAGGCAGCAGCCGUGGCAAAGGCAGCAGCCGUGGCAAAGGCAGCAGCCGUGGCAAAGGCAGCACCCCUGGCAAAGGCAGCACCCCUGGCAAAGGCAGCAGCCGUGGCAAAGGCAGUACCCGUGGUACCCGAGUGGCGGUGGUGGGUACGAGGAUGAAGGUGCAGGGGCGCUCCUUUGCCUUCACCUCCUCCCGCUGUGUCGCCAUUCGGGGCGGGGCGGGGCGCGGGAAGAAGAAGGUGCAGGUGGCAUGGCAGCAGGCGGGGAAGGCGGCAUGCAAGGAGAUCCAGUUCUUUGCUGCGCCGGACUGCAAGGGAACGGCCGUGGACACUCUCGUGAAGGGCAAGGGGUCUAAGGCGAUUGCCUCAUCAGUGAAGUCCGCUCGCUGUGCCACUG
Molecule: messenger RNA, 2968 nt
Organism: Closterium sp. Naga37s-1
Lineage: Eukaryota; Viridiplantae; Streptophyta; Zygnematophyceae; Desmidiales; Closteriaceae
Source: the annotation of a GenBank genome assembly